This is a messenger RNA of Xenia sp. Carnegie-2017, 1575 nucleotides long. Its product is annotated as 5'-nucleotidase-like. NCBI's taxonomy places the organism in Eukaryota, Metazoa, Cnidaria, Anthozoa, Malacalcyonacea, Xeniidae. The record is from RefSeq and is a predicted model, not a curated record. Gene Ontology annotation, biological process: nucleotide catabolic process. Gene Ontology annotation, molecular function: hydrolase activity, acting on ester bonds; nucleotide binding; metal ion binding.
AUCUUGCGCAAAAGCAACAUGGUGUUGGUGCUAUGUUUUCUAUUUUGUCUUCAAAUACAUUCUUGUCUCAGUUUCAAUCUAACCAUACUGCACACCAAUGAUGUGCACGGUAGAUUUGAAGAAACGGACGAGAAAGGUUUCGCUUGUGACGCAACAAUGGAACGCAAUUGUUACGGUGGAAUGGCGAGAAUUGCGAAUGCCAUAAACGAAGUUCGACGUCGCAAAAGCAACGUUGUCUUAAUAGACGGUGCAGAUCGAUUUACCGGAACGUUGUGGAGCGAAGUUUACAAAGGAAAUGCAACAGCAGUGCUCUUUAAUGCCCUAAACUAUACCACUAUUACACUGGGCAACCAUGACUUUGACUAUGGACCAAAAAUACUAACUCAGUAUCUAAGGAAGAACAAUUGUCCUGUUGUUGUUUCAAAUAUUGACACCACCCAAGAACCAUUAUUCGAUCAGUGUAUACCUGUGGUUAGAAACAGCGUCGUAGUUAAUGUUUCUGGUGAAAAGAUUGGUUUUGUCGGCUAUGUUUUGAUUGAAACAGUGAAUGUGUCAGAACCUGGUGAAAAUAUCAAGUUUAUGCCAUAUGUUAAAUCUGUGCAGAAAGCUGUUGAUGACCUGCUGACAAAGGGUGUGAACAAAGUCAUUGCAGUUGGGCAUGCUGGUAUUCGGGUUGAUAAGGAAAUUGCAAAGAAAGUUGUUGGAGUUGAUGUUGUUGUUGGUGGCCAUUCAAACACAUUCCUUUAUUCAGGUGAUCCACCAACCAAUGAUAGAGUUCAGGGUCCUUAUCCUAUUAUCAUACAUCCAGAUCACAACUCAACCCUCAAUGUACCUGUUGUGCAGGCAUACAAGUACUCAAAGUACUUGGGUGAACUUCAUGUUAUCUUCAACGAAGAAGGUGAAGUUAUAUCUUGGAGUGGUAAUCCUAUCUUGAUGGAUUCAUCAGUAGCAAAGAAUAAGAAAGUCAAGGAGCUUGUUAAUGAAAUGAAACAACUGGUUGAUAAAAGAGGGCAUGACAAGAUAGGUCAGACAAAGGUAGAGCUGAGUGCUAUUGACUGUGCUAGAAAGGCUUGUCAUCUUGGAGACAUUGUCACAUCUGCCAUGUUGCAUGAAUUCAGACAGAAUGAUGCAACAAUUGCUCUCUUUAGCGGUACUGGAAUAAGGAAAGGAUUACCAAAAGAUAAUGAAGGUUAUGUCUUGUACAAGGAUUUGUUUGAAAGUUUUCCAUAUCGCAACACGAUUGAUAUGGUUGAGUUAACUGGCGCCGACUUAAAGAGAAGCUUGGAAAAAUCUGGCCCUCUUCAAAUGAAAGGCUUGAAAUUUCAGUCGUCUGGCACCAAACAACGCACAGUAAAAUACCUCAAAAUAAAAAAAGCUCAUUGUCCAACAACGAAAGAAUGUUAUUUUCCUGUGAAUGCAUCAAAGAUUUAUAAAGUUGUUGCUGAUUCGUAUACCGUAACCACAGCUAACAAGUCUGUGCUGUGAGAGAUAAUUGUCAUUGUCGUAGGAAGAAUGAAAAAGAAAGACUUCACUUUUGUUCAUGCUACCAGCGAGAGACAGUAAAAUAUUUCAAAA